CUCUCUCAACCACUUGGUGAUUGAAGAGCAGAUCUGCAGAAGACGAACCUAUUCAGUAAUGGAGUUUUACGAAUUGCCUUAUCUGACAGCUGUUACUUCACUUCUUGAGAAGUAUGGGAUUGACCCGAAACAAAUUGGUCGGCCUGAAGUGGGAAGUGAGACUGUUAUAGACAAGAGCAAAUCCAUUAAGACAUUCCUCAUGCAAAUUUUUGAGGGAUGUGGAAAUACUGAUAUUGAAGGUGUUGACUCAACCACUGCAUGCUAUGGGGGAACUGCAACAUUGUUCAACUGUGUCAACUGGGUCUAUGCUGAGGGACUUGCUCGGCCAACUGGAGGAGCUGCAGCUAUUGCUAUGUUAAUAGGGCCUGAUGCUCCUAUUGCAUUUGAAAGCAAAUUCAGGGAAGUCAUAUGUCACAUGCUUAUGAUUUUUACAAGCCCAACCUUGCUAGUGAAUAUCCGUGACAUCUCUUGA
Molecule: messenger RNA, 472 nt
Organism: Ilex paraguariensis (yerba mate)
Lineage: Eukaryota; Viridiplantae; Streptophyta; Magnoliopsida; Aquifoliales; Aquifoliaceae
Source: the annotation of a GenBank genome assembly